This is a messenger RNA of Sinocyclocheilus rhinocerous, 526 nucleotides long. Its product is annotated as lens fiber major intrinsic protein-like. NCBI's taxonomy places the organism in Eukaryota, Metazoa, Chordata, Actinopteri, Cypriniformes, Cyprinidae. Gene Ontology annotation, biological process: water transport; transmembrane transport. Gene Ontology annotation, cellular component: plasma membrane. The record is from RefSeq and is a predicted model, not a curated record. Gene Ontology annotation, molecular function: water transmembrane transporter activity; channel activity. The transcript is spliced from 4 exons. The annotation marks the transcript as partial.
UUUCUUCUACAUCUGCGCUCAGUGCCUGGGGGCCAUGGCAGGAGCCGCGGCCCUUUAUGGAGUUACACCCAACAACAUGAGAGGCACACUGGCACUUAACACGCUGCAGCCCGGCAUGAGUCUCGGCAUGGCGACUACAGUGGAGGUGUUUCUUACCUUGCAGUUGGUGGUUUGCGUUUUCGCCGUGACAGAUGAGAGACGAAACGGCCGUCUGGGUUCUGCCGCUCUGUCUAUUGGCUUCUUUAUCACCAUGGGCCACCUGAUGGGGAUGUACUACACUGGAGCUGGCAUGAACCCAGCUAGAUCUUUCGCUCCUGCUGUCAUCACGAGGAAUUUCAUCAACCACUGGGUGUACUGGGUGGGACCUAUGAUUGGUGGCGCUAUGGGUGCCAUCCUGUAUGAUUUCAUGCUGUUUCCCCGUAUGCGGGGUCUCUCCGAGCGGCUAGCCACUCUCAAGGGCAGCCGAUCCCCAGAGGACGAGAACCAGCAGGAGACCCGCGGGGAGCCCAUCGAGCUGAAGACUCAA